UGGAUCUCAUAGACUUUAGAGUAAGAUUUGUCCACUUUUUUUUAUGCUUUGACAUUUUCCCCUCGUUCACCAUUGUCAAAGGUAUUCUAUAAAGCCUUGUUCUUGAGCUAAAGCAAACUCCAAUAUCUCCUUUUAACGCAAAUGCAAAAAGGCCAUCAUCCCUUUACAAAGGCAAGUAGCUAGCACUAGAAGUGAGUGAGAACUGAGAACUGAGAACCAAGGAGAGUCUUAAAAGAGAAGUCUCAAUUGGUCAAAAGACAAUCUUUUCUCCACAUUCAUGGUUCUGUGAUAGAAAUCCUGUGUCAGCAGCAACAAAUGAUCACGUUGUGGGUACUUCCAGGAAGGAACCUCUGCUUCUGCUCUGUUGAAAUGCAAAGGGUCAUGUGAAAAUAUAAUGCUGGGACUGAGUUUCACUCCAAGGCACAAGCGUUCAAACAGUGUUCCUGAUAAGAACAGAGUUGAAAAUGAUAAUGCAGAAAGCCUUAAGGUCUCAGCACAACGAAUGAAGCUGGAUGAGGGUUACAUCACGGAAUGUGCUCAAGCUAGGAAAAAAGGAGCCCCUACAAGUGAAAUCCACAGUACUCUGAAGCAAGAGACUCUCCAGCUAGAGAGAAGAUUACAAGAUCAAUUUGAGGUUAGAUGCACGUUGGAAAAGGCACUUGGAUACAAAUCUCCAUCUCUAGUUAAUUCAAGUGAAAUGAUUAUGCCCAAGCCAGCCACAGAAUUAAUCAAGGAAAUUGCGGUGUUAGAAAUGGAAGUUGUGUACUUAGAACAACAUCUUCUCUCCUUGUACCGUAAAGCUUUCGAUCAACAACUAUCUUCUGUAUCUCCUCCUACCAAGGAGGAAAGCUUGAAGUACCCUCUAACAACUCCUAGAGCACAAGUUGUCAAGGCUUCAUUGCCUGAGGUCUUAACCAAAGAAGAAUAUCCUACAGUACAAUCUAAUGACCAUGAGCUUGAGGCAAUGCGAAAGGAACAUGAUAGAAAUGAACUUGAUAAUUUGAGGAAAGAAUGCAAUGGAGGUUGGCCAGAAGAAAAACACUUAGAUUCUGGUGUUUAUCGUUGCCAUUCCUCAUUAUCUCAGUAUUCAGCAUUUACAAGAUCAUCUCCUCCAGCAGAACCUUUAGCUAAAUCUCUGCGUGCCUGUCAUUCGCAACCAUUGUCAAUGAUGGAGUAUGCCCGUGGCUGUUCAUCAAAUAUAAUCAGUCUUGCCGAACAUCUCGGUACCCGAAUCUCUGAUCAUGUUCUUCCAGUAACACCUAAUAAACUUUCUGAGGAUAUGGUCAAAUGCAUAUCAGCUAUAUAUUGCAAGCUUGCAGACCCUCCUAUGACACUUCCUCCUGGCCUUUUAUCUCCCAGUUCAUCCUUGUCCUCACCAAGUGCUUUUUCUAUUGGAGAUCAAGGUGAUAUGUGGAGCCCCGGGUUCAGGAACAAUUCAUCUUUCGAUGCACGGUUGGACAAUUCUUUCCAUGGUGAAGGAGUUGAGGAGUUUAGCGGGCCAUACAGCACCAUGGUUGAAGUAUCUUGGAUUUAUAGAGAGGGUCUGAAAUGGGGUGAUAUAGAGAAGUUGCACCAGAAAUUCAGGUCGCUUAUAUGUCGAUUGGAAGAAGUAGAUCCUCGGAAGUUAAAACAUGAGGAGAAGCUAGCUUUCUGGAUCAACAUACACAAUGCUUUGGUUAUGCAUGCAUUUUUGGCGUAUGGGAUUCCACAAAACAAUGUGAAAAGAGUCUUUCUUCUCUUGAAGGCUGCAUAUAAUGUUGGUGGUCGUACAGUCAGUGCAGACACAAUACAGAGUACAAUACUUAGGUGCCGGAUGUCUCGCCCUGGACAGUGGCUACGCAUGUUUUUUUCUUCAAGGACAAAAUUCAGAAGUGGAGAUGGGCGUCAAACAUAUGCAAUUGAGAAUCCUGAGCCUCUUUCACACUUUGCACUCUGCUCAGGAAACCAUUCUGAUCCAGCGGUACGUGUAUACACACCAAAGAGGGUGUUUCAAGAGCUAGAAGUUGCAAAGGACGAGUACAUUCGAGCUACAUUAGGGGUACGGCGCAAGGACCAAAAAGUACUUGUACCAAAGCUUGUUGAGACAUUCACCAAGGACUCAGAUAUGUGUCCUGGUGGUGUUAUGGAGAUGAUCCAAGAGUCCCUACCUGAAUCACUGAGAAAGAGUGUUAAAAAAUGCCAUCAGCUUGCAAAAUCCCGGAAGUGCAUAGAAUGGAUUCCCCAUAACUUCACUUUUCGAUAUCUCAUAUCUAAGGAUGUGUUAAAAUGAUUACUUGGCAGUGUUAAUUCUUAGUGGGGGAGAUGAUCUGCAUUGUUUGCUCUGUAAUUCUUUUUGUACAAAGUAGAGAGGGUAGCAAGCAGCAACAGCAAAGUAUUAUAUUGCAAUGUGUAGCAUUUUGCAUUUGUAAUGUUUUGAUGUAGUUGCCACAGUAAGAUUAUGCAGUGAACGGUUGUAAAUAAUUGGCUGCUAUAUGAAACAUACCAACGGGAGUGUGUUACCUCGCUUCA
Molecule: messenger RNA, 2508 nt
Organism: Lotus japonicus
Lineage: Eukaryota; Viridiplantae; Streptophyta; Magnoliopsida; Fabales; Fabaceae
Exons: 11
Coding region: 395-2269 (624 amino acids)
Source: RefSeq, a predicted model, not a curated record